CCCAUGCCAGAGGAAAGCUUCUCUUCAAUACCUUGGCCUCGUGCUUUGUUUGUCUGGCUCAAAAACUGGAUCUUCAGGAAUGCCUCAGUCCUGAAAAGCUGUUCACGUGAAAAAUCUCUCUUUAAAAAAUGCUUUCUUGAGAGGAAUUGUUAUUACAGCCACAUCACAUUUGAGCCAAACUCGUGGCCAGUUUCUCCAUAACCAGGUAAAUCAAGCCCUGCUCUGUCCUUCCAGAUCCUAAAUCUGAUCCUCCCCAAUCCAGAGUAACCAUAUAUAUACAUAUAUUCAGGAUGCUCAACUGCAGUGCUGAAAGUCCCUGUUUCCCAUGGUAUUAACUCUCUGGCUGCUCAGUGUGUUCCCACCUUGGCAAUAAGACACCUUGCACAGGGGCAGUAGGAUGAUCUCAGUGUAUUAGUGUGCCCCAAACUGCUGCUUCUUCAAACACACAUCCCUGGCAUGUCCCAUGGAUGGUUUGCUCCACACAAUGGGACUCCUAUGAGAUUGGGGUCCAAGGGCAUUGUGGUUGCACUGUCAUGGACCAGGAAGGCACCAAAGAGCUGCAGAAUAGGGGGCAGAGCUUGAGCAGUGCCAAGGGACAGGAGGUGCCAAGUGCCACAUCGUUUGCCAGCCUGUGGCCAUUUUUACCAUGUCCUCCUUGACAGAAGAAUUCAAGCUUAGGAAAGCCACUGCAACUGCAGUCUUCAGUCUGGUAUGUCUCAUCCUAGGACAAGAGACCAGCAAGUUGCAAUCUAGAUUUUAAUGUGAAAGGGCAGCCACCAGAACCCCAUAGUGUUGGCAGUGUUUCCCAGUUCACCCACAGCCUCCUACUGCAGCAGACCAGUCUUCCCUCCAUGCUCUGUGUGCUGAGGCCCCUUCAGUCUCUACUAUUGUGAUCACAAACACUGAGAUCUACCUCGAGGAUUAGUCUUUUGUUUUCUGUUAAGAUCAAGUCUUUCCGACACAUGUGAACAAGGUAGGUUUUGUUGGCUUCUGGAUAAGCAGUAAGGUUUCCUCUUCUUUGUGACUGUUGUAGCUUGUGGCUGUUGUUACAGGCGUGGUGUAAGGUGUUGUUUAGGCUGUUCUUCUGCACCGUCAUCUCCCCAAGGCAAGUUCUCCUCCCUCCUCACCAUUCACCUCCAGCCCUGCCCUAGGAGAUGCCAACCAAACAAAAGCCAGGUCCCUUUGGACACCUCAUUAUUUCGGUUUACCAAUGGCAUUGCCUUACCUCCCUUGGCAAUUUUGCCAUAGGUGUUUGUGACUUCUCAUUUUCCAUGCUCUUAACUCUCAGAGGCUGUUCUUUAUCUGCAUCCUUGCAUCUUUCUUUCAGAAAGGUUUGUUUUACAGCAAAAGCAAAAGUUACAGUCCUCUCCCCAUGCCCAGAGAUGUCUAUUGGUGGCUUAUUGGCCUUAAGGCAUCUACACACACAGGAUCCUGCAGUGCAAAUGUCUGCUCCUGACUCAUCGACAUACCAAUAAAAGCAACUGUUGAUUGGACAGACAAGACAGCAAAACACUAAGCUCUUAAACUGUCAUUAGACACCAGAAUGUCUCUGAUUCAAAGUCUGGGAAGAGUUAAAAGAUGCUGAUGGAGGUGUUAGUAUCACUGAAAUAUCAGCACAGGGAUUUUGGUCCAGCUCUCCCAUUGCUCCUAGAAAAUGUAGUCACUGGGUAGGAACUAGGGACUGGAAGAGAAUUUAGAGCAGUUUCCUAAUUUCUUGAGUCUUGGCUAGGCCUUCAUGGUUUUAGACUGGCUCUAUAAGGUUCUUUUUUUGUGGCCCUUCUCAGAUGUCUAGCUCUAAUGAAGAGUAAUAAAGGCCUUGGAUUGUGGAAGUGGUUAAGUCAUUUCUGGUAGCACUUUGUCCUAGAGGGUGGUCGAGGUCUCCAGGGUUAUCUAAAGCCAUUUUUAACUUUAAAACCCAAGGGUUGAUAUGACAGUUGUUGCUGAGGGUGUUUGAGAGCUAGAAGGAAGAGCUCAGAGGAUGGCAAGAAGGGUCUGGUUUCCUCAGACCUCUCUUUAAUCCCUUCAAAUGGCCCUUUAGCUUAUUUGACUCUUCUCAGUGUCUUUAGGAGCAAUAUCAGACUGGUGAGUACAGGGCAGUUGCCACUGAAAUGACCCACCUGGGCUCCUGGUGUCUUCUGAUGGUCUUUUUUUGGGGACUUCUUCUGGAAGUCCACAUUAAAACCUCCAAGGAUCAUGCUCGCUGGCUGUGAGCUGCGUGGCACAGCCCAAGUGAUAGCAUUGCCUUUUGUAAAAAUAUUUUAGGGAAACUCUUUCCUGGAUUUUCUUUAACACAGUUGGAGCUCCCAAAGUGCUCUGCAAAAAUGUGAUGUGACAGAAGCCAACAUGAGUCACGGAUAGGAUGGAAAGAACCAAAGAACCUAACCAUAGAAUCAUACAAUCACCAUAACACCAUACAGUGUAACACCAUAUGAUGUGCCAUGUAAAGGUUGAUGCUGAAACCCAUGGUCUCUUUGAGAGUCCAAACCAGUGGCUCUAUCCGAAAGAUGCCACAGCAUGCUUGCAGGAGUUAGGCCCUUUCCAUGGAACGUCUGAAGUCAUGACGGUGGUUUAGCCAUCUUUUCAUGGUGCAUGGCAGAGGGGCACAUGGUUUGGCAUGGCAGCUCUGUUUGGGAUCCACAGCCUCUUGAAAGCACCCUGCAAAGAGGAAUGCAUUCAUGCAUCUCCUCUUUUAUCCCAUCUGCUGCCUGGAGAACCCACCAACACAGCACAGGUGCUCUGGAUAUAACCAUACCCAGCAGUUUUUAGGGAAUGAGCAGCCCCAGGUUAGGCAUAGCAGUCGCGUUGGUGCUCACGUGGACUAAGAGCAUCUCUACAGCACCUGGAAGAGCUUGCUUGCAUCUUGGAUAUGCUCCUCCACCUGGCCCAAACAGACCAACAUUAAGGCCCAGGUUGUGUUCACAUCCCCAUUUCCCAGAAACAUUGAGUAAAAGUGAAGUCCAUGCAUGAGCCCCUUCUCCAACAACAGUCCAGUCUUUCUGAGGGCAGCAGACCUAUGCUGAGCUGUUGGUGCCCACCAAGGCUUCCUGCCAGCAGUGCCACCCAGCAGAAGACAUGGGGUCCUGACUGUGAGUCAAACACAAACCCUUGUAGAGGUGAACAGCCACACGUGGUGCCAAAUGGCCAUGAGCGCAGCCAGCAGGGCAAGAUAAAAUGUUCUUCUCCUCCAGCUGGCACUUGUGACUCCUCAUGUGGGACUUGUCCACUUUUGGGGUCUCCAGACACCAGAGAGAUGGUUUUGUGUGGCCAGGAGAAGACAAAGGAGGAGCUUUUUGCUGUUUGCAGCUACCAAACAGGAGGGUACAGGCAAGACAGAGCCAGAUUUGAGCACAAUCACUGGACAAAAUUCAACAGCGCAACAGCAGCAUGGGAAAUGAGAUAUAAAGGGGAAAAAAAGAAAUAUCUUCAGUAUGAGCGUGUUCUAAUACUAGGGUACAGAGAGCUCCAUUCACAGAGGUGCUCAGAGCUGGGAUUGACAAAGCACCAGGCAUUCUGGUUUAACCAUAAGGUCCCACUUUGAGUAGAAGGUUGGAGCAGACUCCUCCAGAUCCUGCUUCCAACAUGAAUGAUCGCACGAACUGAUAUUAUGAGAAUACACUGGCACCGACACCUGCAGGAUGGUUGCCCUGGCUGUGCACCUUCAUUUAGGGAUAACGAGCUGCACUUUGGCUUGCCUGAGCGGUUGUCAGGGAGGUUGCCAGGGAGGCUGACAUCAGAUAUCCCUUCCCUAUAGAUUAUCUUGCACAGCAGCACCAUCAGUUCCUAAUCUGCAAACGAGAUGGGAGGGCACCCAGUGGAAGCCCUGGAGGGUGUUUUGCGUCACUGCCCUGGGUUGCCUAGCACCGCUGGGACCGUGGAGAAGGGGCACCAGAAUUUUUACCCCUGCGUGUCCUAUCUGGGAGCCAAACAUUGCUGAGGACAUAGCAGAGGAGCAGAGGAGCAGAGGAGGAGAUGGCAGCUGAGGCAGGGGAGCUGAAGCUGCCCUUCGUCCACGAUGACCAGCUCACCCAGUGCAUGCGCCUGAGAGCCCAGAGCCUGCAGCAGAAAAACGCGAGGCCUCAGGAUGGUGAGAAGCUGCUGCAUCCCAACGAGCACGUCUACAGGGUGGAUUUCAUCCGGCAGCACAACCUGCGCUUCCUCCGCUGGGACAUACAGCUGGAGAGAUCCGGGAAGGUGACGGUGACCGGCACCUCUCAGCACUGGACUCCUGACCUCACCCACCUGAUGAACCGGCAGCUGCUGGAGCCAGUGGGCAUCUUCUGGAAGAAACCAGGGGCCAAGGAGGUGGAGUGCAAUGAGGCUGAUGCCCAGGAAUUUGGGGAACGGCUCGUGGAGUUAGCCAAGAUCCGCAAGGUGAUGUAUUUCCUCUUUGCUUUCACUGACGGCCUUGAACCUGCUCAGCUGAAGGGCUCCAUCGUUUUUAAAGCCUGAUUCCCUCUAGCUUGGCCCUUCUUGCUCAGCUGUGCUUUGUAUUCAUUUUUCUUUUGUUCAGUUCUCGGUUGUUUCUAUGUGGUUCUUCAUUGAAGGAUGGCAUAACAAAACGGUGGAGAACAUCUUGGCACUUUUGGAGCUCCUCACUCCUGAGACACAUUCCCUGACAUGCUUUCCUCAGUCGGAACAAAGGGGAAGAGGGAGGAUGAGCCAUGGAUGCUUGCUGCUUUAUUUGCCUAGAGUAUAAUUCUGCAUGCUUGUGAGGUCAGGGAUUCACCAAGCCUGACUGGCAGAGUCUUUCUUGCUUGGAAAUGUUUGGCUGCUCUUACCCUUCCAACCAUAGCACCUGGAUACAAAACACCUGAUGGAAAAAUAAAUUGCCACACUGCAAACAGGGGAUGCAUCCUGAAGAGAAUGCUGCCUUCCAUUUUCCAUCCCAGCCAUCUAAAAAGGAGGCUUGUUUGAGAUGGAUCCUUGCUAGGAUGCUGACUGUGACUGUGACUGCUCCAUGUCUCUGAAGACCAGGCCUAUGGAAGCUCACCUUACCGUGAAGCUGGAGUACCUUCAGACAUGCUGUAUUCAGCAGUUUGCCAACCCACUGGACAGAAAAUAGGAGGGUGGACCUUUCUUUUCCUGACAGCUUUCACUGUUUAAUACUGGGGGUCAAGGUGGGGAGGUGUGCUCAAGCAUGUUGCCCGGCUCUUGCUGCCUAUAUUUUUGUAGGUCUGAGCCAGCAGCUAGUCCCCUGCAGCAAAACCAAUCUGUGCAUGAUUAUGGCCUUAAAACACCCAGGAAUAUAUUUAUCCUCAAGCGUCAUGGCCAACUUGGAUGGGGCAUUGAGCAACCUGGUCUAGUGGAAGGUGUCUCUGCCCAUGGCAUGGUGGUUGGAACUAGGUGACCUCUAAAGUCCUUUCCAACCCAAAUCCUUCUUUGAUUCUAUGAUCUAUAGAGAGCACUUUGCAGACCACAUCCAGGACAUUUUGUUCCUGUCUCAUCCAAUGACUGUGAUAAACUGCUAACUUUGGUCAUCCCCUUGUCCUUCACCAGAAAGUACUUUAGUGAAGCUUCUUGAGAUUCACAGGUAGAUAUGUCCUUUGAAAAAGUGAAGUAUUUUUAUGAUUGGUUUGCACCCAAAUGGGGGUGAGCAUUCCUUAAGGUAUGAACUGAGGUUUUCCUAAGGCGUGUAAGGAGAGGGCAGUGAUGGGAAAACCAGGAUGAGAUGGCACAAUACCCAUGGCCUACUGAUUGUGCAGACCAUCCCCAGAAGAGUCCAUCCUCUUCUCCAGAUCCCAUAGAGAUGCUGGACUCCAUGCCCUCUCUAGCCCAAUGACAGUGUAUAAAAUGAUAUGCACAAGUUGUAUCAGAGAGAGGGGGAAAGUCAAACAGGAGGUGGGGAGAAGGUGGGAGCUUUGAGUCAUGCCUGCAGCCAGAGUUCAACAACCACUGAACCAUACGGCCAUGCCACGGGCAGUGCUGGAGAAGCUGAUGUCAUUGUUUAUAGCCCAAGAUAUUCUGUAUUCAGUGAAGAGAAAUAAAAGGGGACCCAUCCCUGCUUGGCUAUAACACAGACCCCUUGUGGAUCAAACCCAGUUCUAGGGUAUCAAAACAGUCUCCUUUCCUAUAGGAGAACCUUCUUUAUACAUCCCAGAACAAAGCCCUUGAGUGCAAACCAGAUUAGACCCCAUAACUGGAGUCACUGCCAACUUCCAAAAGGGUUUUUGCAUGCCAGGUCUCAGAAUAUGUCAUUGCUACAUUGCUGUUUGCUCAGUUAGAGUUCCUGCAGCAGGUACCUCGCUUGGUAUUGAUGUGCCACAGUAAAUAAAAGCCUUAUCAGCUGGUUUCCCCUCAAGGAUCAAGGCUGUGCAUAUUUUCUUGACUCCCUAUUUGUUAGUUGCCCCAGUCCUGCGUGCAAUAAAGCAGAACCCACCAAUUUCCAAGUCAUUGCUGGUAUUUUUGAUAACCUUCUUCUCUGUAAAAAAAAAGUAAAAUGAACAUUUACCUUCUUCCCGGCGUGAAAGGCUAAAUGGAGCAUUUAGCAGCUGGAUCUCACCUUUCCAUCAGAGCUGGGAGUGGGAGGUGAAUGGGGCGCUCUGAUUCCUCUCUCCCACAGGGCAGAUGAUCCAGUUUAUGCCUACUCCCUACAACAUUUUCGUGCCCUAUAAAGGCUUUCAGAUACACCACUCUGUCCCAUCUCCUGGGGAAAUUCCAUCCUGGUUUGUUCAGCAAAUUGACACAGCAGGUUCCCCUCCUCCCUGUCCUCAGCUGGAAAGUUCCCAGUAGAAUAGCUCCUUCUUGGAGGAAUCAGCACCUACUCAUUCCUCCUUCAAGUCCUGGUGUUUCUCCAGAGUCAUAGGUGCCUUGUCUGAUAAUUAGCCACUCCCAAGUAAGAAAAAUUCUACAUCAGCUUAGGGAAAUGUCACUUGCAUUACCUCAGUGCAACCAAGCUGAGUCCAGGACUCGGUAGGAUCCCAGGAUGAGUGAUCAAGGGCACGCUGUCCAGUAACCGCUGAGGCGAGGUGAGUUAUCUGAGGAGGGUUCCUGGGGGUGGAUUGGAGCUGUGGAUCUCAUUUAUAUGACUGUCUUCUGCUUAAUCCUUUAGGGAAUAUGCAGUGCGAGGCCACAGGCAGAGUUGUGGUGUGGGCCUUGAAGCAUGGCUGUCCUGAGGCUGGUGUCCCAGUAGGCAUCAUGCCUGGAGCUGCCACCUCACCCCUGUUGUGCCAGUGGGUGUAGGAGAUGGCCCCUCUCUGGCCCACAGACACUACUGUCCUUGUUAUACCCUCCUCAUGCACACUGGAUCUAGGUGUCCUCAGAAAUUCACCAUAUCAUAACGUCACUAAGGUUGGAAAAGACCUCUAAGACCAUCUAGUCCAACCGUCCCCUUACCACCAGUACUGCCCACUAAACCAUGUCCCUUAGUACCACAUCUCCACAGUUCUUGAACAC
Messenger RNA from Numida meleagris (helmeted guineafowl), 7392 nucleotides. RefSeq names its product olfactory marker protein (gene OMP). The record is from RefSeq and is a predicted model, not a curated record. Gene Ontology annotation, biological process: sensory perception of smell; signal transduction. NCBI's taxonomy places the organism in Eukaryota, Metazoa, Chordata, Aves, Galliformes, Numididae. The transcript has a single exon. Gene Ontology annotation, cellular component: cytosol; axon; neuronal cell body. The coding region runs from base 3970 to 4449 and encodes 159 amino acids.